AUGCGUGGUUAUAGGACAAUGGCAAGAACAAGAUCUAGUGCUGGAACUAGCGGCGGUCGUGGAAGAGGCCGUGGUGAAAACGAAGACUCCGGUCAAGGUCGUGGUAUUGGUCGAGGGACUGGACGGAGUGGAGGCCGUAGUAUUGGUCGUGGCACUGGGCCUGAGGUAGUCCAAGGUGUCGGCCGUGGUACUGGUCGUGGAAAUGAACAGGUUGGAGGUCGAGGUACUGGUCGUGGUGCAGGCCGCGGUGGCGGCCGAGGUAGUGGUCGUGGACGUGGUCGUGGUGAAGCUGAAAAUGAAACUACUAAUGAGCAAGCUGGAAUGCAACCAGACCCAACCAUGAUUGCCAUGAUCACCCAAGUGGUUCAAGUGGCAGUUCAUCCUAACCAGCUGCAGAUUACUGGACCCAAUCAGAAUAGGGGCCAUCAGGCUCCAGCUGCUAGAGGUCGUGCUUUUGUUCUAAAUGCUGCUGAGGCUCGCAACGACCCGAACGUUGUUGCAGGACAUGUCGUGAGCAAGGAUGGAAUACACGUGGAUCCUAGCAAGAUUGAUUCAGUCAAGAACUGGAGAACACCAGAGACACCAACUGAAGUCAGACAAUUUCUUGGACUGGCUGGCUACUAUAGAAAGUUCAUCGAGAAUUUCUCUAAGAUUGCGUUGUCGCUUACGCAAUUAACUCAAAAGGAUAGGCCAUAUGUCUGGGGUGAAAAACAAUAG
Erigeron canadensis is the source of this 717-nucleotide messenger RNA. RefSeq names its product cell wall protein IFF6-like. The record is from RefSeq and is a predicted model, not a curated record. The coding region runs from base 1 to 717 and encodes 238 amino acids. NCBI's taxonomy places the organism in Eukaryota, Viridiplantae, Streptophyta, Magnoliopsida, Asterales, Asteraceae. The transcript has 3 exons.